GGCCGGAGCGGGAAGAUGGCGCUGCGGGCCGGGCCCGGCGCGGCGGGCGGUGGAGCGGCGGGCGCCGGCGGAGCUGGAGCGGCGGGAGGCGCGGGGGCAGCCGGCUUCAUGUUCCCUGUGGCAGGCGCUUUGGGCCCCCCUCAAGGGAUGAUUCCUAUGCAACAGCAAGGAUUUCCAAUGGUUCCCGUCAUGCAGUCCAACAUGCCAGGCAUGAUGGGCAUGAAUUAUGGCUCUCAAAUGCCUCCUGGACCCAUGGCCAUGCAGGGUGGCAUGUCCUUAGGGCCAAUGCCAGCGACUGGAAUGCCUUACAUGGGACAGGCUUCUUUCAUAGGGAUGCGCCCGGCAGCCCCGCAGUACAGCCCUGACAUGCAGAAGCAGUUUGCAGAGGAGCAGCAAAAGAGGUUUGAGCACCAGCAGAAGUUUUUGGAAGAAGAACGAAAACGGCGCCAGUUUGAAGAGCAGAAGCAAAAGCUGAGGCUUUUAAGCAGUGUGAAACCUAAGACAGGUGAAAAAAGCAGAGAUGAUGCACUGGAAGCCAUUAAAGGAAAUCUAGAUGGUUUUUCUAGGGAUGCUAAAAUGCAUCCAACACCAGCAUCGCAUCCGAAAAAGCCAGAUCAUCCCACAUCAUCAUCCCAUUCUGCUGUAUCUGUUUCCCACUCUGCUUUUCUUGAUGAUGAAGAAUUUAGUGACUUUAUACAAGGGCCUACUGAAAGCCCCAGAGCGGUGCCUCAGCCCACCUCUCAGCCUUUCCAGCCUUUCCUUUCUGCUGAGGCUGGACAACUGCUUUCAGAAAAGGCUGUGGUCCAACCUCUCCCUCCAACCCAGACUCCAGUGUUAUCCAUCCUGCAUGGUACAGCUGGGCAGGUUCCCUUUUUUCCUACCUCUGCAUCUUCACCCAGUAUCCAUAAAACAGGCUCUUCCUUGGAGGAGAAAGUCUUAGAUAAUGGCUUAAAUGAAUCUGAGCAAGAGCAAACCAAACUUAAAGCAUCUGAAGUUGGGCACAAAGCCUCGGCUGCAGGCCAAGCUCGUCCCAGUCUAGCCGUCAAUGACUGGGCUCUUGUAGGUGGACAUGAAAGUGGUACCACUGCUGCAGAGGUGCACAAGGCUUCAGAACAAAACAUAGCAAUUGAAGAGUGUGGUGUAGGAGUGUUCCCUUCGCAGGAUCCAAUUCAGCAAAUGAUGCCUCCUUGGAUUUACAACGAUAGCUUGGUUCCAGAAUUGUAUAAGAAAAUUUUAGAGACAACUUUGACUCCUGCUGGGAUAGAUACUGCUAAGCUGUAUCCCAUACUGAUGUCGUCUGGACUGCCCAGAGAGACUCUUGGACAGAUAUGGGCUCUAGCCAAUAGAACCACUCCUGGGAAGCUUACAAAAGAAGAGCUCUAUGCUGUCCUGGCGAUGAUAGCAGUAACUCAGAGGGGAAUCCCUGCAGUGAGUCCCGACAUGUUAAACCAGUUUCCAGCUGCCCCCGUCCCUACUUUAUCCGGGUUUCCGAUGCCGCUGCCUGCCGCAGUGAGCCAGCAGCCCCUGCUGCCCGCGGGGCCGCCCGCCUCCUUGCCGCUGAGCAUCGGGCCGCCGGUGAUGGGCCUGGGCAUCUCGGCAGCGGCGCCAGCGGGCGGAGCUGCAGCGCCACCAGCGGGAGCCUUUGCACCCUCCUACCCGCCCGGCCAGGUAGGAAAACCAGAAGAUGAUGACUUCCAGGAGUUUCAGGAUGCUUCAAAGUCUGGCUCCUUAGACGACUCUUUCACUGAUUUCCAAGGGGAUGGAGCUGGCUCUUCCAAAGCAGCCAGCUCACAGCAGCGGAGCAGUGUUCCUUCUUUACUCAUGCCACUCCCAGGUAACAAGACACUCUCAUCAACUGAUAAGUAUGCUGUGUUUAAAGGAAUUGCAGCUGAGAAGCCAGAAAGUACAGUGACUUUUGGAGAUUCUGGAGACAAGUACAGUGCUUUCCGUGAAUUGGAGCAGCCAUCAGAGAGCAAGUAUGGAGGAGAUAACCUUGCAGAAUUCAAGGCUGCAGGAACCGAUGAUGGCUUCACAGAUUUUAAAACCGCUGACAGCAUCUCGCCAUUAGAGCCACCUACAAAGGACAAAACUUUCCCCACUUCCUUCCCUUCCUUACCUGCCCAGUCGAAACAGCAAACGCAAGCUAAGGCCUCUUUUAACCUAGCAGACUUGGACCUCUUUUCCUCUACUGGAGAAAACAAGCAGCUGUCCUUUCCACCUGCAUUUAAUGCUUCAAAACCAUCCUCCUUUCCCCCACCACCAUCCACCACUGCCCAGCCAGCACCUAGCAAAAGCUCCAGCUUAGCUGAUGAGUUUGGAGAGUUCAACCUUUUUGGGGAGUUUUCUAAUAGCGCAUCGGCCAGCGGACAAGACGACUUUGCAGAUUUCAUGGCUUUCAACAAUAGCAGUGGGUUUUCUGAACAAAAACCAGAUGACAAAUACAAUGCACUUAAGGCAGAGACCAGCCCUGUUCCUCAGCCCGGCUCAUCUGCCAGCACAGGGAGGAGUGGGCAGAACUCGGCCACCGCCGCUACGCCCACCAAAUACGACAUCUUCAAGCAGCUCUCUCUGGAAGGCUCUGGAGCAGGCUUUGAGGAGACAAAGGACAGCACGCUCUCCUCAGUGAAGAGCGAUGAUGAUUUUGCCGAUUUUCACUCAAACAAGUUUUCUUCCACGUGCAGCAGCGCAGAGAAGUCUCUGGUGGACAAAGUCGCAGCUUUCAAGCAGGCCAAAGAAGACUCUGCUUCGGUGAAGUCUCUGGAUCUCCCUUCUAUUGGUGGCAGCAGCGUUGGCAAGGAGGAUUCUGAAGAUGCGUUGUCUGUUCAGUUUGACAUGAAACUGACUGAUGUGGAAGGAGAUCUUAAGCAUGUCAUGUCUGAUAGCUCUUUGGAUUUGCCAACAGUUAGUGGCCAGCAUCCGCCAGCAGCAGAUAUAGACGAAUUAAAAUGUGCCCCGUUUGGAAGCUAUAACAGUGGGUCUGCAGUCAGCAGCCUGGCAAGCUAUGACUGGUCUGACAAAGACGACAUUCAGCAAGGCAAGAAGUCCUCCUUUGCCCAGGCUUCAGGAAGUGGAUCCUCUGCAGCUACUUCUGUUCUUCAGAAGAAGGAGACCUUGUUUGGCAGCUCAGAAAACAUCACCAUGACAACUGUUUCCAAAGUGACGACGUUUUCUAGUGAAGAUGCUUUACAGGAUGUUUCAUUUGCAGCCUUUGCAAACUUUAAAGACUCCGGACCAAUAUCCAGUGGUCCAAGUGAUGAUGACAAUGGAGACUUUGGUGAGUUUGCGAGACCUUCGUCAGAAGCACGAGAUGCAGCAGCUGACCCAAACCAAGAGGCAGACUUCCUCGCCGGCGGGAUCUCCUCUGAAAUCCAGAGAGAAUCCAUAGAUGAAUUUGGAGAAUUCCAAAGUGAAAAGCCAAAAAUCAGCAAAUUUGACUUCUUAGUGGCAACAUCCCAAGGCAAGGUGAAAUCUAGCGAAGAAAUGAUCAAGAGUGAGCUGGCGACCUUUGACCUGUCUGUUCAAGGGUCUCAUAAGAGGAGCCUAAGCCUGGGUGACAGAGAAAUAAGCCGCUCCUCACCUUUACCAGCCCUGGAACAGCCAUUUAGGGAUCGCUCAAAUACUCUGAGUGAGAAGCCUGCUCUGCCUGUCAUCCGGGACAAAUACAAAGACCUGACUGGGGAGGUUGAGGAAAGUGAGAGGUACGCGUAUGAGUGGCAGAGGUGCCUGGAGAGCGCCCUGCAGGUCAUAAAGAAAGCAAAUGAUACCUUGAAUGGAAUAAGCAGCUCAUCCGUUUGCACUGAGGUUAUCCAGUCUGCUCAAGGCAUGGAAUAUUUGCUGGGGGUUGUUGAGGUGUACAGAGUAACAAAGAGAGUUGAACUGGGAAUCAAAGCAACUGCUGUUUGUAGUGAGAAACUCCAACAGCUGCUGAAGGAUAUAGAUAAAGUGUGGAACAACCUCAUAAGCUUCAUGUCACUUGCUGCUUUAACGCCAGAUGAAAACUCACUGGAUUUCUCUUCUUGUAUGCUGCGCCCAGGGAUUAAAAACGCCCAAGACCUUGCCUGUGGAGUGUGCCUCCUAAAUGUGGAUUCCAGAAGUAAAAAAGAAGAGAAACCUGUGGAAGAGCUUCCUAAAAAAGCCUUCAAUUCAGAAACGGAUAAUUUUAAGCUGGCAUAUGGAGGGCACCAGUACCAUGCGAGCUGUGCAAACUUCUGGAUCAACUGUGUGGAACCAAAGCCUCCGGGUCUCAUUUUGCCAGACCUGCUCUGAAAUGGUUGUGCCGAAGGUGGAGGAUCAGGUGAAAUGAAUGGUGUGAUCGAGUGAGUGGAAAGGAUUCUUCGUUUGAAAUGCUUCAUUUUGGCUUUUGUACAAUCGUGAAUGAAAGCCACUGCCACAUAUAGAAGUUCACCAUGAAGAAUUCUCCUGGAAAUGGCUGGGGUUUCAGAAACAUCUGGGAAAAAUUGUCGAGUGGCGUAAAAUGUGGCAUUUCAAUCUUUAUCAAGAUGAGGGUGGGCUGGCCUCUGUCAAACAAACAAGCAGUCUGCUAACCAAAUGCAGACCUCAGAGAGGACAUAGCUUCCAAGGUGAACUGAAGUGUUAGAUUGAUUUGCAUAGAAAUGACUACUUAAGUACUCAAAGUAGGUACUGUCAAACAAAUCUUUUCUUAAUGUUUUUGGUGUCUGGACCAUGAUGUUUUUCUUUAAAUGUUUGCUGCUCUACUAUUACAUGCACACAGUGCUCAAGUCGUGGUUACUUUCAAGGCAAAGUAUUUUACUGAAUUACUGAUAUGGGAGGAAUUAGAUGGCAGAGAGGUGUUCUAUAUUCAUGCUGUCACCGUUCUGAAUUGUAAAUUAUACCAUAUUCAAACUCCUAAGUAGUUAGUACUGGAGGAUAAGAACUUGGAAAAUUGUUACAAGUUUCCCCUUCGUAUCCAGGUUCUUUAGUGCAGACAGCUGGGUUUGGGAACUUGCAGUCUGUGCUGUUCUCUGCAAAUCCUAGGUGACCUCCCUUCUUGGACUUGUCCUAAACUAUGGGUGGGGUUUGUUUUGCCCAGUGCUUUGGUGGUUGUGUGACUGCAUCACUGUUGAAAAUUGGACUCCACUGUUGCCAUGUCUGCUCCUGUGUAUAUUACCUUUUUGUAUUUUAACAUGUGUUACUUGAUGGGAUGCCUGCAUGUAACGUGUGCAACCUAGUGCUGGCUGUAAUAAUGUGUUUUCCUGACUCCCAGAAUUGGCAGCACAGGUGGGCCUCAGCUCCUGCUGGGGACAGGUGUGAUCUCACCCUGGAAGCUGUCUCCUCAAGCAGGCUGUCUGCUGAAGCAGUCUGUUGCCAGUCUGCUGUUCUGUUGCUUUCAGGAGGGGCGCCUGCCUAAACAGGAAGAAGUCAUAGACCUACUGCAAAGUGUUACGCAGACAUCUAAAAUACCUGACUCUUUCUUCCAGUGCAACACCCAGAUAACAGUGCCAUCAGCAGCUACUUUGGGAAUUUUAAAUCCAUUGGGAGCUUCAUGGCAUUAUUUUAACAGCCUUACCUCUGCACAGUUUUGUUCAGUUUGCAGAGAAUGCACUGUGGUGUGUAUCCAUCAGGUACAUCUUGCUGCUUAAUUCUUUGACUUGUCAAAGUUGAAAGUCCCUUUUCUCCAAGGAUGUCAACAGCUUUUCCAGCUUUGCCUUGCCUCCAUUAUGAAUAACUGACAUUGACCCCUAAUCAUUUGCUGAAAUUGAAAUUAUAAAGAGGAAAAGAGCAGUUCAGGAAAGUGGACAUUCACAAGUCCAUGGGCCCCGAUGGGAUGCAGUACUGAGGGAGCUGACUUAUGUGACUGUGGGGCCCCUUUCUGUCAUCUCUGCUCAAUUGUGGCAAAUGGGAGAAGUUCCCAAAGACUGGAAGCAAGCACACGUCCUCUUGUCUGUAAAAAGAAGGACCCAGGGAACCUCAUAGGUCACUCAGCCUCACCUCAGUCCCUGCAGGGUGAUGGAGCAGCUCGUCCUGGAAACCAUUUCCAGGUACACGAGGGAGAAGGAAAUAACAGGAGUAGGCAGUGUGGCUUCACAAGGGGAAGUCGUGCCUGAUGAGUUUCAGUAGUGAUAUCUGCAGCCUGAUGGUGCUGGGGUUGGAGCAGGUGGGCCCUGAGGUUCCUUCAACCCUAGCCAUUCUGUGGUUCUGUGAUUGAUUUAUUUACUAAUUCUUAACUAUACUAAACUAUUAAUUAUGCCAAAUGAAAGAAUCUUGGCUAACAGGAGUGUUAGAUGUCUGGUCCCUUAUUCAGACAAAUUAAAAUCAACCUUCCUGCUGCCUGAGAUUAGCUCAUUCAAGGAACAACAACUCGUGCCUCCAAUUGCAAGCUCAAGCUCAUCAAAUGGUGGAUUUUUCAUCAUGUGACAGUGACUGCUUGCCUUCUGCUGCCCAGUAAUUAUAUGUUUAAAAAAAACAAAAGGCAGUCACUAUUUGCUGUUUCAUUUAUUAGGCAUGAAACAGUGACAGCACCAUAGCUUCUGAGAUUGUUUUCCCUGCUAAUGAGGGGCUGCAUGCAUCACCAGGGUAAGUGUUCCCACUGAUGUUUGGGGUCUGUGCAGAGCAGCACGGCAACACACAGCGUGCAGCUGAAUGCCUGGAGCACUUGGGCACUGCUGCACUCCUUGCUGCGAGCGAGGGGACCUCUCAAGUGGUUUGGAGUGUCUGGCUGAUGCAAAGGCUGUGCUUGUGGAAGUGCUAUAUUGGGAAAAGGGAGUUUAUUGUUAGCAUGGGUUUCCAUCGCGGUUCCUGAGCACUUAACUGGAUAGGUUUGUUUGUCUUUAAUUAGUGAACGCCAUGAAGGAAACAGGCCACAAUGUGAAACUUAAAGCAAUCAAUAUUUCAAAUACCAUAUGAGCUAUGCUGUCAUAAAAAUGCGUUUCAGUGAUGUUUCUCUCGUAAUGUACUCGUUAAGCAGGGAAGUUUCCUCUCUGAGAUGGAUCUAGUGUGUCUUCUGGCCAUAACAAUAAGGAAUCUGUGUUAACAGUUGCAGAGGAGCAUGGAGAGGUGCGGCACUGCUGUCGCUGCUGCCUGCAGAAGGGGAAGCAGCCGGCAGCAUUGCUGCGUUUGUGAGCAGCAGAAAUGUUUUUUCUGAAGGCUUUGACGUCACGGGAGCACAACAAACACCAAAUGCUGUUCGUGCAGAUACCCUCGGUACAGGCAUUGCACAGGAGGAUCAUUUCCCUUGCACAUCCCGCUCGUUACAAUGACUCACUGUUGCAUUCAGCUCCCUCGGAUGCGGCGCUGCUAGCCAAUCUGUAUCCAAGGUGAUGGUAUUUUCUAUGGUGCAUUGUAACAGACUGCGUUCCCUGCUUCCUUUGCGUACGGGCUGAUGGACGUGCUGCCUUCUGCUUUGGCUGUGCUGAAUUGUGUAAAUGCAACUCCUUUUUCUGGACACUGAUUAGGAAAAAAACUGAGAAAUGUGGUUUUGUUUUUUUCUAAUGUCUGUAAUCGCUGGAGCUGGGAAAGUGAUCUUCCUUUGUGUGUAUAUUUGGAGUUUGAAGAGAUUGUUCCCUCGGUUACUUUAUGCAUGGUUUGCCCCAUUGUACUCCUGAUGCUUCUGCGCUAUCUCGGUGUGCUUUGUCUCGGUGGAUGAAGUGCUGGAGAGCAAACCGGUGGCUCUAGCCUGUUUGUUUCCUUACUGCCCUGUUUCCUUAUUGCCCCAUUUCCCUGCCGUGCUGUGUGGGAUAGGAAUGCUCAGCUCUUGGUGUUGAUGGUUCUCCAUCUCCAGCAGCAGCUUCUCCUCGCCUGGCGUGCUUUGAGCAGCUUCUCCUUGAGCAGCACAUGGUGCCAUGAGGGGAAGCCAAGGGUUGGGAGGAAGCUGACACCCCGUGGAAUGCAGUUCCCUUCUCAGCUUUGUGUCAGAUUGAUUAAACUUGAAACAAAGGCGGCCUUUUCAAUAAAAGCUGCUAUUGUACAA
Messenger RNA from Tympanuchus pallidicinctus (lesser prairie-chicken), 7927 nucleotides. RefSeq names its product synergin gamma (gene SYNRG). The transcript is spliced from 23 exons. The coding region runs from base 16 to 4266 and encodes 1416 amino acids. Gene Ontology annotation, cellular component: clathrin coat of trans-Golgi network vesicle. NCBI's taxonomy places the organism in Eukaryota, Metazoa, Chordata, Aves, Galliformes, Phasianidae. The record is from RefSeq and is a predicted model, not a curated record. Gene Ontology annotation, molecular function: protein binding.